AUGUCUUCCGAAGACAAGGAAAUCGACCCCUCGGAGUUUGUGCAGCGCAUCCGACGCCUCGGCGACCAGCGAGACCAAGAGGAUGCCGAGCGGGUGAAGAAGUUGGAAGAAGAUUUGAUACAAGGCCGCAGCGAGAGACUAGCGCGGCGAGCAGCUGCUGAUAAUUUGCCCAAAACAGAGCGAGCGCGGUCAAUCUCUCCCGACAAGCCAUAUACACCGCAAUCGCCACGCUCUGCAGCCGGCACCCCGAGAGCGGUACAGGAACAGGCUGCCAGUACGCCCACACCGACCAUGAGCCCGCCGGCACAAGACGUCGUGGCCCGCGCCGAGGAGGAGCAGCCCGUGACACUCGAAGAUGUAGAACCUAAGAAGCCUGCGACCAGCGCCGCCGCUCUGGGACGAUCAGGGACGCUCUCGUGGAAGCAGAGGCCGCAAUCGGGCAGCAUACGGCGCCCGCUCUCGGUAGCAGGGCGCUCCCCCGAACGACCGUCGACUACAAACACAGCAGAGCCCUCUUCGCCCGACGUAAACCCCUCACGAAGCUCCAUUGCCGCCUCGCUAGGUGCAAAAGACCCUGCUUUCUUCCGACAGUCAGCCGACGGAGGGAGGGGCUCAGCUGCUUUUAGGAAAAGCCAAGACGACACCGCUUCCGACGCAGACUCAGUCUCGGCCAGGAGACAGCUUCCAGGCAUGUCACGCGACUCGACUAUAGAGCCAGAAGUUGGCAGUCCGCCUGCUGAGAGCGUACGCUCGAGCUCGCCGGGGUCACGAGGCGGCUCCAUGCGAGGGAGCACCGCCAUGAGCAACCGCUUCUCCACGAGCACAUCCAUAUCUGGCGGCGAUGCAGACCCGAGUGCAAAGGGACGGUCGCCGUUGCCGGUGCUUGAGUCGCAAAAGUUUGCGCUACCCUCAGAGCCCGCCUCUUCUGUUGACGGCGGGGACAAUGAGCGCGCAGCACGCGGGAUGGCCAUGUCGCCGACCCAAGGGAGGAUAUCGCCAGAAAGGGAGCGCUCUGCGUCACCGACAAAGGGCAUGGGCGGCUUCGUCCAGAGCGCCAUGCUCAAGCGCAGCGACAGUGUGAGCAAGCGAUGGAGUACGCAGAACCCGCCAGUUCUGAGCAGGCAAAAUUCCUCCUUCAGCAACCGCUCGAGCGCCAUGGCAGGCUAUGGCACCCUCUCCCUCCUCGAGCGGCCCGCGAGCAGAGACAACUUUGGCGAAUCCUCUUCGCGUCCCACCUCGAGCUACAGCAAUGCAACUGUUACUGUUGCCGACAAGGAUGCCGCGCCGAAAGAAGAAUUUGUCAAGCCAGCCCUCCCCCGCCACAGCAGAGCCAAGUCGGUCGCGUCAACGUUUAGCGAAAAGGACGCACAACUACAAGACGAAUCUCCUCCAAGCCCUUCGAAACGAUGGAGCCCUACAAAGACAAAGUCGAGUUGGUUGGAGAGUGCGCUGAGCAAGCCAGAGUCACCUAAGACGAUGAAGCAAUCAGCACCAGCGCAGCCCGCUUGGAUGGCUGAACUCAGUCGCAUCAAGCAGCAGCGCAGUAGUGUCGAUCUAGGCAAGGGCAGUCCGUUUGGCGAGCCGCCUGGGUCGGGUCGGACGUCACCCAUCAAGGAUGUACAACUGAAGCCUGUGGGCUUGCGCAGGCCCGAAUCUCCAAAGAAGGAGGAGCACAUUGUCGAGCCCAAGAAGAUGGACACAGUGAAGGAGCAAUCUCCAGCGCCUUUGUCUGUAUCGACUCAGAAGCCAAAGCCUGCGGAGGAGGCACCACCAGUCUCAGACGAGCCCGAAGCCCCAAAGGAGCCUUCCGGUAAGGCUGCAGAGGAAGCACCCGCACCAGCUUCUGUCCAGUCACCCACCUCUCCCUCAGCAACUGAAGAACCAUCAGCGCCGACAAGCGCGAAGCCGGUAGCAGCGAGAUUUAACAAAGACAUGGGCAAUGGCUUCCCAGUGGCCAAGACAGAGCCCGCGCCGAAGAAGGAUUUCCGCGCCGGACUGAAGUCCCGUCAACUACCAGUAAACAACUCCAAGGAUAACGAAGUGAACGAGUUGCAAAACGUCUUUGGCAGAUUAAGAAAGACAGAGACGAAGAACUACGUGGCACCCGACGUCCUCAAAGAUAACAUAACGCGGGGCAAGGGUGCUUUGAACAUAACUGGUGGUCCCAAGCCUACUGUGCGGAAAGAUGAGUUCAAGGAGAGUCUCCUCAAGAAGAAGUCGGUCAUCUUCGACAAGGCGCAAGCAGAGGGCUCCGUCCUGAAAAGGUCAGACAGCAUAUCAAAGCCUGCUCCUACACCAGAAGCUAUUCUGAAGUCAAAAGGUCUUCACCGGGCAGAUAGCGACCCUAAGACCACGGCCUCGAAAGAAAAAGAGCCUAUACCAGAGGCCCUCGCCAGGAAGAAGAGCUUAAGCGCUGUCAGACCCAUCAUGAACGACAAGUCAGCAUCGCCUGCUCCCCCAUCUCCAACCAAGGAACCGGCCAUGUCUGGUAAGCUAGCGGGACGUUUCAACCCUGCAUUAGCCGGUAUGCUCGCUCGAGGACCGCCUCCUCAAGCGACGAACAAGUCUACAUCAAGUGCUGAGGUAGAUGCGUCACCUACCAGGCCUGCGCAAGAGAAGACCGGACCUGCACCAGAACUGCAACACAUGACCAAGGGUCGGGCCCGUGGACCCAAGCGACGAGCGCCGGCGUCGAAACAGACGGCCAGUGAACCGGAAAAGGCUGAAGAGAAGGUACAUACUGCUGCUGCUGUCCCCUUGGUGAAUUCUGAGCGUGCAAUUGCUAGCUCUGAGCCUUCCAAGACUAACGGAAACCCAGAGCAGCGACCAGUAGCCAGAACGCCAGCCAGUAGAUCAUCGACCGAGAAGCCUGCCACACCAGCCAAGUCCGCACGUAUAUCUUCGGGUAACUUUUCAAAGACCGCCACACCCGAGUCGUCCAAGAAACCAGAACCCGUGGACCAAGACCGAAGGGUAUCGGGGUCUCAAGUCACACCCAAGCCCUCUCCCCGACCAGAGUCCAUCAGCUCUCCUAAGAUUGGUUCGCCGGGAAUCCCCAAGAAGCCUACAUCCCUAGAAUUUGAGAAGCGUGUUUCCGGGUCGUAUAGCACGCCGCAAAAGUCGCCUCUCCCGAAGCAGGUCGAAACUCCAAAAGCCAACUCACAGUGCCCCAAAUGCACGCCACUCAGAGGAAUUUCAACGCCCAACGUUGAGAUCUCACCAGCCACCAAUCAGCCCUCACCCCAAAAGACCGGCUUUUCAUCAGUCAAGAAUGCUACCAGCAUGUGGGGCAGACCGACAACAUCCUCAUCACCCGCACCAGUGAGAGCACCGAUCAAACUCCCUACACAAGCAGACGAACGAGCAGCGAUGAAAGAUGCCGGUCUCGUCCGCUCUCCAGUGUCAGAAGACAAGGCCCUGCCUGAAUCCCCUCGACCAGAGCCUGUUCCGCCAAAGCCGAGGCCUGCUGGGUUAGGUUUCAGCUUGGGAAGCUUGAGCGGGUUGGUCGCAUCACGAUCACGUGACUCAACGCCACAGCUGCCUAGGAAUGCGCCCAUGUCACCACCAGGAAGCGCAAACAGACCGUUUUCUGAACCUCCCGUUUCACCGGUCAAAAAGCACGAUGGAAUGUUCGCAGACUUUUUUGACGAUGCUCCGGUGACAGACACCCAGCUUCCGGACAACAUAGACACAAUGCACACACUAAAGUCACCACCGCUUGAUCUCGGUCCGACAGGCAAAAUUCGUACACUGCGCAAGAAGAUUGAAGAAGUAACAGGCGAUGGUAGACUUUACCCUAUCCUAGUUCAUGAGGAGCACAUAUUGUUUCAAGACUCAAUGUACUUGUGCACACACAUCUAUACAGAUUCAAAGGGUGUUAAGCAUACCGAUGUCUAUCUAUGGUCGGGCAAUGGUGUGCCAGAGCCCACACUGGAAGAUGUACAGCUGUUUGCCAAGAACCAUGCACGCCAGAAUCAGGGACGCCUCAUCGUUAUGCGUCAAGGCCAAGAGACACCCAACUUCUUCGAAGCCCUGGGUGGUAUUGUAAUCACAAGACGUGGUGCAAAGCCAGGAGCAAAGCAAUUCAUGCUAUGCGGUCGCCGCCACCUCGGACACCUCGCAUUUGACGAAGUCGACUACGCGCUCAAGAGUCUCUGCUCCGCAUUCCCCUACCUAAUCACCACAUCCACCGGUAGAGUGUACCUCUGGAAGGGCCGGGGCUGCUCGGCCGAAGAAGUGUCAGGCGCGCGUCUUAUGGGCAUGGACCUAGCACCGACAGGCGAUUACGCCGAGAUUGCCGAAGGCUCUGAGCCCCAGGACAUGCUCAACACAUUCCCACCAUCGCUGGUUCCAAACAAGGGGCCGGCCAUCCCCCGGUCCGCAGACCACUGGCGCUACAAGGCCACGUCGGACAAGUAUCGCGUCCGCCUCUACAAGAUUGAACAGACGACGGGCCAGCCGGCUGGAUGGGGCCAAGCACUCCAGGUGAGCAGCUCCUUUUUCGCGCCGCUGCUACGAAGACCAUCUUGGAACGCUGCUGAACAGAGGCCACAGACGCCAAUUACGCCAAAGUCGCCCGUCGGGACGGUCAAAACCGAGAUCAAGGAAAUCAUGCCCUUUUCCCAGCGUGAUUUGGAGCCGGAGAAUAUUUACGUCCUUGAUGCCUUUUUCGAAAUGUACAUCAUCGUCGGCCCCUUGUCUCGCUCACAAGCCCCCGCCUUCUCCACCGCCCUCAUGUUCGCACAAGCCUACGGCAUGCUCGCCGUCUCAGAAGAAGACCGGCCCUUUAUGCCCGUCACCACCGUCGUCCUAGAGGGCGUGCCCCGCGACAUGAAGGUCCUGUUUAGACACUGGGACGACAAGUUGAUUCCUGCUGCGGGUCUCAUGAGCGGUAAGUUGGGUAGGGGCAAGAGUCUGAGGAUUGUGGGUUUGGAAAAGGCUAUUGAGGGGACGAGGAGGUAGUUGUGAUGGUUUUAGGGCAAUGAGAGAUGCUAGGGACG
This is a messenger RNA of Pyrenophora tritici-repentis Pt-1C-BFP, 5000 nucleotides long. NCBI's taxonomy places the organism in Eukaryota, Fungi, Ascomycota, Dothideomycetes, Pleosporales, Pleosporaceae. The record is from RefSeq and is a predicted model, not a curated record.